Molecule: messenger RNA, 1481 nt
Organism: Amaranthus tricolor (Joseph's coat)
Lineage: Eukaryota; Viridiplantae; Streptophyta; Magnoliopsida; Caryophyllales; Amaranthaceae
Product: protein SODIUM POTASSIUM ROOT DEFECTIVE 3-like
Exons: 3
Coding region: 272-1183 (303 amino acids)
Molecular function (GO): metal ion binding
Source: RefSeq, a predicted model, not a curated record
AUAAUUAAUUUUCAAUAUCUCCUAGCUAAAGAUUACAAAAAACUAGAAAGAGAACAAAAUGUGUAGAAAGUGGUCCUAAUUUAGCCUACCAUAGAGAUGAUAAAGGCAAUAUCAAUAAUCAAUUCAAUUCAUACAAUCCUCACCCACCUUCUUCAAACAAACACCAACUCUAGUACACCCUAAUUAUUCCUUACCAUAAUUCAUAAACUCACUUACGUACAUACAUACAUACCCAUUACCCAAUAACACUAUCAAAAUCUUGUGCCCAAAAAUGAAAGGACUUAACUUAAACUUAAACAUAAAUGUACCAUCCUGUACUUCAGAUGAUUCAACUUCCAUAAUCUCUUCAACCAUGGAUCAACUUUUACCAUCUUCAUCUUCGUCUUCAUCUUCAUCCUCUCUCGUUACAGGAACUCGAGCCCUUGAUCGACACAAUCCAAUCAUAACUGAUGAAAAAAGAAGUGGGUUUAGUAGUUGUACUAGUACUCCUUUAAGGACUCCUUGUACAAAUAGUGUCCUACAAAAAAAACCCACUACCCCAAUUACACCACUAAGUACCCUUAAAAAGAAGGGUAGUAUUAGUAGUAAACUUCCUACAUUGACUAGAAAAACUAGUAAGAAAAGUAUUGUGAUAGAGGGUGGUGAUGAUGAUCAUGGUAAUAAGAGUGGAAGAAAGAGCGUUUCUAAGCCGUCUGAUUUGAUCAUGAAAUCAGCAGUAUGUAAUAAUAUUAGGCCCGGCGUAGAUUAUAUUAGUCCACCUGAAUCAUCUAGGUAUUUAUUGGAUGAUACUUCAUUUCUCCAAGUUUUAUCUGAUUUUGAUCCUGUUUUGAAGCUUCGUGAUUCUAAUAAUAUUAAUCAUAAUGUUGAAGUUCUUAAGUCUGAGAAUUCUAAACCUUUUAAAUCUUCCUCCUCCACGGGAUCUUCAGACCAGGUUGUGGUUUUGAGGGUAUCACUGCACUGCAGAGGUUGUGAAAGAAAAAUGAAAAAGCAUCUCUCAAGAAUGGCAGGUGUAACAUCAUUCAACAUAGAUUUUGCAGCAAAGAAGGUAACAGUGGUAGGAGAUGUAACACCAUUACAAGUUUUAUCAAGCAUUUCCAAGGUCAAGACUGCCCAAUUGUGGAUACCUCCAAUGGCAUCUUCUUCUCAGCUCAACUCAAGAAGCAUGCAACACCUUAAAAAAUAGUCAACUCUAAAUUUGAAAAUUGCCUUUAAAUUAAAUUCUAGUUGGAAUUUAAUAAAAUUAUUUUAAAAUUUGUAGAUUCAUGGAUUUUUAUAGUGUUAUUAGCUGUGCUUGCUAGUUGCAACAAUUUUAUUAGGUUUGAUCCAUUUUGUUUUUAUUUAAGACUAAUUUAUAAGGUUGUGUUAAUUAUCAGUUUUCUUUUAUGCUUAGGUAUUUUGUAUAAAAAUAAAUGUACUCAAUGACAUGUUUGAGAUUUUUUUAACUUCCUUUCAAGAGUAAUAUAAUCGCUCGUUGAAAUUUA